Messenger RNA from Momordica charantia (bitter melon), 1023 nucleotides. NCBI's taxonomy places the organism in Eukaryota, Viridiplantae, Streptophyta, Magnoliopsida, Cucurbitales, Cucurbitaceae. The record is from RefSeq and is a predicted model, not a curated record.
AUGGUGGGACUCACCUCAAACUUUAUCCAUAUAAUUUUUAGGUUGGAUUCAGUGAAAGGCGUGGAUUCUGGAAUUAGGAAUUUGAGGAAGGCGGUGAUCAAGAAGGCUAUUGCCUUGCAGGAGAAGAUCGACUCAAUUGUUGCUGCCGACGAAGCCACUGACGAGACUCUAGAAGUUCGUAAUGCUUCUGAUGCCGGGGAAAGUGGUGUGGAAGAAACUCCGGUGCUCGAGGAUAGAAUUUCAGAGCAUGAAGAUGAAAGUUCUUCUGCUGAUAUCACUACUACUGAACCUGCCGAUGGUUGCAAUGAGCUUGAAAAUGCAGACGGAGUAGCAUCAAUGCCUCUUUCUAUUGAAAAGGAGGGAACGAUUAUUGAGGAAUCCAUGCCUUGUCCCAGUCAAUCGAAUGUUGUUGCGGAAGUUCCUGAUGCUGAUGAUGAUUUACUGAAACCUCAAGUUCCAGAGCACGGCGUGAACUCGCCUUACAAAAUCACAGGAGAAGAUGAAUUGGCUGAAAUGGUUUCUGAACAAAAGGUGCCUGAAGAAGCUGGUGACAAGGACAUGGUGCAUCAUGAGACUGAGGCCGCAGAAGAGUACCCGGAAAUGAGUGAAGUCGAGAGUCAGACGGAUUCUUCUAAUAGCCCUCCAAGUUCAGAAAAAGGGAUUGCAGAAUGUGCAGCUGUGGAUGAGAGAGAGGGCAGUGGAAAUGAAGAGGACCAUAUAAAAGAAGAAGAAGAAGAUGGCAGAGUGAAGGGACGAGAAGAGGAUGGGCAGAGCAGAGAGCUACUUGAAAGGGUGGUAAUGGACAACAAGAAAAUGAUGGAGAUGAUGGCGCAGCUGUUCGAAAGGAAUGAAAUGCAAACACGGAUGCUGUGCUCCCUGUCACACAGGGUUGAGCAAUUAGAAAAGGCAUUUGUGUACGAGACGCUAAGAAGGAAGAAGAGGAGGAAUAGCACCCCUGUAGAUGGCUCAGGAAAGUGUGGGUGACAGGUCAAAAUGACUUCUGCAGGCAGUAGACAUUGUUUG